Messenger RNA from Penicillium angulare, 408 nucleotides. Its product is annotated as putative glyoxalase family protein. The transcript is spliced from 3 exons. NCBI's taxonomy places the organism in Eukaryota, Fungi, Ascomycota, Eurotiomycetes, Eurotiales, Aspergillaceae. The record is from RefSeq and is a predicted model, not a curated record. Bases 1 to 408 code for a protein of 135 amino acids.
AUGAUUGCCAGUAUCGCUCACGUUAACCUCACAGUCCACCCCGGGACACUGGGCGCAGCCGAGGAGUUCUACAGCAAAACUCUAGGAUUAACCUCAAGUCCUGUCCCAGAGCUUCAAAGGGGAACAAUUCUAUGGUUCGAUAUCGGCUCGAGUGGACAGCAAAUUCAUGUCAACGAGGGUACAACGGAUCCUAAGCACAGUCGGCAUCCAUGCUUUAAGCUAAACACGCGCGAUGAGCUGGAGGGUUUGAAGAAGGCUAUUCAUGAGCACCAUGUUAAAGGGGGUCCGUCGGCGCCAAUGGCUGCUGAUAGACCUGGGCAGAUGGAUUCUGGUACACAAGGAAAAGAAUAUCCUAAGCGUUUCUUUGCUCGUGAUUAUGCCGGCAACUUACUUGAGUUCACGCUAUAA